GUACCGUCAGUACCAAGCGUACCGAGUGCGUGAUCGCAAAUUUGCAAUUCUAUUACAGCUGUGAAUGUUUUUAGUGGGCCAACUUGUUUGUCUGUAGCGAAUUCGCGUAAAAAUAAUUAUUUUUAUAACGAAACUUGUACAGUUUCGUUAUGAAUCUUAAAGAGAAAGAAAAAUACAUUGAGGAAUUCGAUUUUCCCUACUGCGAUGAAGCAUCCAAGUAUGAAAAAGUUGCCAAAAUUGGACAGGGCACCUUUGGAGAGGUGUUCAAAGCAAGAGAUAAAUCAAACAGUAAAAAAUUUGUCGCUAUGAAAAAAGUACUCAUGGAUAAUGAAAAAGAAGGUUUUCCAAUCACAGCUUUACGUGAAAUCAGGAUUCUACAACUUUUAAAGAAUGAAAAUAUUGUAAACCUGAUAGAAAUUUGUAGGACGAAAGCAACUCAGUAUAACAAAUAUCGCUCCACAUUCUAUCUCAUCUUUGAUUUUUGUGAACAUGACCUUGCUGGUUUAUUGUCAAAUGCAAAUGUCAAAUUUAGUUUAGGAGAAAUAAAGAAAGUAAUGCAACAAUUGUUAAAUGGGCUGUACUACAUUCACAGUAAUAAGAUAUUGCAUAGAGACAUGAAGGCUGCAAAUGUCCUUAUUACAAAAAAUGGUAUUUUAAAAUUAGCUGACUUUGGUCUUGCAAGAGCAUUCAGUAUAAAUAAAAAUGGACAAGCUAACCGUUAUACAAACAGAGUAGUUACCCUUUGGUACAGACCUCCGGAAUUAUUAUUAGGUGAUCGCAACUAUGGGCCACCAGUGGAUUUGUGGGGUGCUGGUUGUAUUAUGGCUGAAAUGUGGACAAGGUCACCAAUCAUGCAGGGGAAUACAGAACAGCAGCAGUUAACUUUAAUAUCACAACUUUGUGGUUCUAUUACUCCAGACGUUUGGCCUGGAGUAGAAAAAUUAGAUUUGUUCAAUAAGAUGGAAUUACUUUUAGGGCAAAAACGAAAAGUUAAAGACAGAUUGAAGCCAUAUGUAAAAGACCCAUAUGCUUGUGAUUUACUUGACAAAUUGCUGAUCCUUGAUCCAAGUAAAAGAUUUGACUCUGAUUCUGCUUUAAAUCAUGACUUUUUCUGGACUGACCCUAUGCCUUGUGACUUGAGUAAAAUGUUGGCACAACACACACAAAGUAUGUUUGAAUACUUAGCUCCACCAAGAAGACCAGGACAUAUGAGACAUCCACAUCAUCAAGUGCCAGGUGGACAAGCCAAGCAAAGUUCCAGUGCUGUUGAUACAAGUUAUCAAGAUCGAGUCUUCUAGCAAAGUAAUUUUCAUACUCAACGAAGUUUAACUGUGUUCAAAGAUUGUUUAAGAUAAAAAACAAGAAAAAAAAUGGAGACUGAAGCUCAAAGUUGUAUAUGCUACCAUAUGACAGUAAAUAUUUUUUUAAAGAAAUACUUAAGUAUUUAAAAAUUGGACAAUGACUAAGUAUUUAUAUUCUUUUCACAGAAAUACUACAUUGUUUAACAAUUAACAAAACAAAAACUGUACAAUGUUUGAACAUAAUUUAAGUGAUUUAGUUUAACAAAAUAAUGUACUAUUAAAUUUGAUAGCUUGUAUUUGAAAAUUUUUUUGUACAAUAAACAUUUUAUCUCUUGAUUAUAUGUUUCUACUUUAAAAAUAGAAGAUACUUAGUGGUAUGACUUAAUUAAUUUGGAUUUUAUUGAUUUUUACAAUAACAAAAAAGAACUGUU
This is a messenger RNA of Phymastichus coffea, 1732 nucleotides long. RefSeq names its product cyclin-dependent kinase 9 (gene Cdk9). Gene Ontology annotation, cellular component: nucleus. Gene Ontology annotation, biological process: protein phosphorylation. Lineage: Eukaryota; Metazoa; Arthropoda; Insecta; Hymenoptera; Eulophidae. Gene Ontology annotation, molecular function: cyclin-dependent protein serine/threonine kinase activity; ATP binding. The coding region runs from base 150 to 1298 and encodes 382 amino acids. The record is from RefSeq and is a predicted model, not a curated record. The transcript is spliced from 7 exons.